Messenger RNA from Seriola aureovittata, 1353 nucleotides. It is a transcript of the gene tspan34a, whose product is annotated as tetraspanin 34a. The record is from RefSeq and is a predicted model, not a curated record. Lineage: Eukaryota; Metazoa; Chordata; Actinopteri; Carangiformes; Carangidae. Gene Ontology annotation, cellular component: membrane. The transcript is spliced from 8 exons. The coding region runs from base 174 to 917 and encodes 247 amino acids.
AGUGUGUGUGUGUGUGUGAGAGAGAGAGAGAAAGAGAGAGAGAGACAUACCUGUGAGAAGAUAAAGGGGCAUGUGAAAGCCUCGUUGAGCAGACACUCCUCAUUGAUCAAACCUCAGCUGGCAGACGGCCGUCAGUUCAGUACAGUGUGAAGAAAAAAAAAAAAAAAGCCAAGAUGUGUUGCUCCGGCUUUCUCAAAAUGAUGAUGUUUAUCUUCAAUGGCUGCAUCUUCUUGGCAGGUGCAGCCAUCCUGGGUGUGGGAGUGUGGCUGAAGGUGGACAGUGGUUCUUUACUGGGUAUACUGGAUAAUGUGGACAAUGUACCAUCUGGGAUAUCCCAGCUAAUGAACGUCACCUACCUGCUAAUGGCAGUGGGUGGUGUGCUGCUGGUCAUUGGCUUCCUGGGCUGCUGUGGAGCUAUCAAGGAGAGCAAGUGCAUGCUGCUGACGUUCUUCAGUAUUGUGCUGAUCAUCUUCCUCAUCGAGGUCGCAGGAGCUAUUGUGCUGUUCGUCUUCCAGGGUUUGGCUGAUGAACUUCUCUCUGAUCUGGAGCAUGAAGUUAUAUUGAGCAUUAAAAAAGACUAUGGAAGCACUGAAUCUUUGACCUCUAUCUGGAACGUCACCAUGGAUGAGUUUAAGUGCUGUGGAUACAGGAACUACACAGACUUUGACGGUUCCCCUUUUUACAAUGAGGGUAAAGGAAGGUUUUAUCCAACCACAUGUUGCAAUGCAACCCUCAUCACCUCGGAUGAAUGUGCUGCAGAGAUUGCAGAAGUUUCGAUGAUUGACGGCUGCUACUUCAAGCUGCUGCAGCUGAUAGAGGACAAUGCUGUGAUCGUUGCAGCUGUGGCUCUUGGAAUUGCUGCUAUUGAGAUUGCUGCCAUGGUGGUUUCGAUGGUUCUCUACAAGAACAUUAAGUGAUGUGUCCCGUCAGAGAUGAGAUGACAACAUUGUAAUUGGUGGAGAAAUUUAACUUGGUGUAAAGUUUAUUUUCUUUUCCUUUGAUUCAAAACAGACAAGAUAACCUAACACAUGCAUUAUUGGCAUGUAGAGCAUUAAAACCAAAGAUGGAGAGGUAGAUGUUUGAGCUACUGUGUUUUUCCAUUUCAAAACUGUAUCUGAACGCACUUAUACUGUGAUUUAUUUAUGUUUUCAGAAGGGCUGUUGUCAGAUGAUAUUGUAUGUGCUGAAACAUAUGGCUGGUAAUGUGUAAUGAUGCACAGAGCAGAGAAGGAUCUUCGCAAGUUGUGUCAGUUGUUUCUGUCCCACACAUUCACUGCAAUAAUAUGAUAAAUUUAUUUUUGUAUGUUUGAUCAUAUAUAAAUAAUAAAUGUCACAAUCUUGACUUUUACAAUUA